AAUCACGUAUACUGUGCUGGGGCCUUCGCUUCCUUAUUUUUCCUACUCCGAGGGGAGCGGUCAGCGUACCGUUCGCCCCUUUCCCAAUCCCUUCGACCGUCCCUUUGCGCCAUGGAUCCUGGCUGCCUGACCCCCGCCCUCGAGGGCCUCUACAUCGACGAAGUUCUCCACCUCCACUCUCUCUGGCACCGUGGCCCUCAUCGGAACCCUAACUCUCACCCCAACCCUACCCUCCGGCCGGCCAGCUGUGCCGCAUUCAAGAAAGAAACCAAGAAGAAAAAGAAGUCGAAAUCCAAGUGGGAGAAGAAGUGGGAAAGGAAGAAGCAACAACAGCAAACCUCCGCCGCUGCCUCCGACCAGCCCCCGGCCAAAGUGAAAGAAUGGCCGUGCAAUCCCACGCCGGAAGAGAAUGCUGCGCUGCCCACCUGGACUGAUCUCACCCCGCCGCCAGCCGCCUCCCAGCCCCGGCCUCCGGUCUCCGCCGAGGAGCAGGCGAGAGCCGCCGCGGAUCUGGCGCAGCAGAGCGGCCUGAAGGCCUGCGAGGACUUCUUCUCCAAGAAGGAUGGCUCCGACGACGGAGAAGAGGACGAGGAGGAUUCCAUGGAUGAUGACGAGGAGGAGACCGGGGAGGGAUAUUUCCAGUUCUUCUUGGGCCUUUUCAAGAGCGAUGGGGAGUUGAGGGAGUACUAUGAGAAAAACUGGGAGAAGGGAGACUUCAGCUGCUUGGUUUGUGGGGCGAUGGGCGUCAAGAAGUUGAAGAGGUUCGGCAACUGCGUCGGGCUCAUCCAGCACUCAAACUCCAUCUCCAAGACAAAGAGGAGGGAAGCGCACCGGGCUUUCGCGAAGGCCAUGUGCGAAGUGCUUGGUUGGGACAUCAACAGACUGCCAAGCAUCGUUCUUGAUUUGGGCAACUCACUCGGCCGGUCCUUGGCUAAAACUGUCAAUCCACAGCAGGAGAUGCAGAAAGAAGAUCGCUGUGCGCAGGAAGAUUUAUCUGUUGAAGUAGAAGAGCUUUCUAAGGAAGUUGCUGAGCGUGUGGAGACUGAUAGAGUGGACUUGAUGGACUGUAUUGAAAAAGAAGCUGAAGCUUUACCUAGUGAAAAUUUGCAGAAAGAAGUUGAAAUUGAUGAGAAAGAAAAUGAUGAAGACCUGAUGGAUUUACUAGAAACAAAAAGAAUCACAGGAUUACCAAAUAAAGACUUCAUUGACUGAAGAGAAAAGCUGCCUAAGGAAAUCAAUGAUUGUGAAGAGAUCAAUGACAGAACCUAAUGAAUGAUCUAUCAGAGGAUUAUCGAAGUGAAACAUAAUUGUCCAUUAAAGCAAAGAAAUGCUUCUAUUCAGAGAAGACCAGCUACAGCAGGACCUUUGCAACACAAGGUGGAUUUCUCCACAUGCGGUGUUAUUUAAGCGAACUGCAUUAGAGUUUCAAGAUACUCAGUAUAUGCUUUCCUAGAAACACUUAAUUAUACCUGCAAAAUGAUGUGCAAAGUAAUAUAUUUCUGUUUUUUGUAAAAUUGUCAGCGUCAUUUCUAUUUAGUUCAAUGUGAGCUGACUUUCAUAUUCUUUUUUUUUUAGUCGAAAUUCAACAAGCUGCUAUUGUAAUAUUAUCAUCUCAGUGUUGUUUCUCUUGACUCGGUAACUAUUUGUGUAUCUAUUAUCUUUGGUUAGGAAUUUGAAUAUCGUGUAGGUAGAGUCAAAGGUAAUGCAGGUCAAUACAAGGCAAUAUGGUAAUGGUAAUCAUACAAGAGAAGAUGGUCUGUCCACAAUGUUCAUAUAAGGCGAGAUAGUCGUUGUAAAAGUGGUGGAUUUUGUGCUUGGGAUUGGGAGACAGACUGCGAGAUAUGAUAAAUAUGCUUGUUACCUUGGGAUUUUGG
Messenger RNA from Elaeis guineensis (African oil palm), 1874 nucleotides. RefSeq lists its product as uncharacterized. Lineage: Eukaryota; Viridiplantae; Streptophyta; Magnoliopsida; Arecales; Arecaceae. The record is from RefSeq and is a predicted model, not a curated record.